AUGUAUAAAUACGGAAUCUAAGGGGAAACAUCUUAUAUUUGUCUUUUAGAUAUAAGCAAUGCAUCAUAGACUUUGAUAUCCUAUGAGUUCAAGAUUUUGGAUGCUUAAUCUAAAAUCAAUUUUAAAGCUGGAGUUUUAGGGGGGUAUGAUGUUGAUAAUCACAUGCCUGAAGAAUAUCUAGGCGAAUUCGAAAAUAAUUUGUGGAAUAAAAAAUAUUUUAAUAAUAAUCUUGUUUACUAUUGA
Messenger RNA from Tetrahymena thermophila SB210, 243 nucleotides. RefSeq lists its product as hypothetical. The record is from RefSeq and is a predicted model, not a curated record. Lineage: Eukaryota; Ciliophora; Oligohymenophorea; Hymenostomatida; Tetrahymenidae. The transcript has 3 exons.